This is a messenger RNA of Porites evermanni, 1196 nucleotides long. Lineage: Eukaryota; Metazoa; Cnidaria; Anthozoa; Scleractinia; Poritidae. The record is from the annotation of a GenBank genome assembly.
AUGGCGUCUGAUUCAGAAAAGAAAGCUAGCGUGAGAGAAGACCAGUUGCUCGCUAUGCGAGGUAUUGUAGCAGGCAGCGUGUUUUUGUUGCUGGUUGCUCUUGUAGCAGUCUACGGUCCCAUACCAAGACCUCAUCUGCCAAGUUUGGAAGACAAACUAGUUUUCACGCUUCAGUGGCAAGCUGUUUCUGCUUUUGCUCUUAUUGCAGGUAAGGAUGUUUAACUUUUGAAAUUGGUAACUUAGCUAUUGCAGAUAUCUGAUGACUACGUUUUCAAUUCAUUCGUGAGUGUACGUUUCUUGCUUUUUUUUGUUGUUUGUUUUUGUGUUUUGUUUUGUUUUAUUAAUUUCAUGACUGAAGCAACGUGAGUGCGUGCAUGUACAGGUAGAAGUGUAUACCUGUAUAAUGAGCGUCCUCAACAUCGUUUCUUCGCGCGCAUACUGCCGGACAAUUUGCAAUGUCCUUAGUCCUUAUCACCAUUUCCCCUUUGUUCAUCGUAUAAUUAUGUUUCGAACCUAUUUUGUUCGGGUGAAACUCAGUAAUGCCGGGGUUGUCGCCCAGACUCAGAGAUUGCGUGACACAUGGCAUAUUUUAUUGUACAGGCAUGUAGCUGUAGUCAUAACCAACAACUCCAUGAAUUUGUGUUUUCGAUAUUAAUUUCUUGUUGAAGAGUUCAAUUUCGAAGUCAUUUUCAAAAAUAUCUUCUUUAAUGGUCUUUAUGAUGAUGUGCUGUAGUUCAUUUGCAGUGCAUUGGACAAGUUGAAAGCUUGAAUGUUCAAUUCAGUGCAUAUGUAACAUCGUGGUUUAUUUGAAUCUAACUACAGGUCUGGUGUGGGUAGAAGCAACCCGAGCACUUACAACAGCAAUUAAUCCUCUGGACAAAGACGCAGAGAAACAGAAUCUCAGUGGGGUAGCUCCCCGUUACGCAUCCAACACACUAGAGCAGUAUCUACUGAGUUCUGGAGCAUCACUCAUUCUGUCAACUCACCUGUCAUCUGAAAACAUGCAUGUUAUUCCAGUGCUGGUGAUUCUCUUCAUGUUUGGUCGCCUCACGUUCGCUCUCGGCUACAAAUACUAUCAUGCUCAUCGGGCAUUUGGACAUAUGAUCACAGCCUUCCCGACUGUUUGUGUUUACGUGUAUUGUGUCUACCGCCUGGUCAUGAAUAACUUUGGUUACAAUAGAAACAGGCAGGUUUGA